Bubalus bubalis (water buffalo) is the source of this 3803-nucleotide messenger RNA. Its product is annotated as protein FAM169B. NCBI's taxonomy places the organism in Eukaryota, Metazoa, Chordata, Mammalia, Artiodactyla, Bovidae. The coding region runs from base 16 to 1332 and encodes 438 amino acids. The transcript is spliced from 10 exons. The record is from RefSeq and is a predicted model, not a curated record.
CAGGGGGCGGGGGCCAUGGGGACCCGGGCAAUUCAGGGCGCGGGCGGGGCCGCCGCGGGUCCCGGUGCGGGGCACCCCCGGGGACCCGGCCGGGGCGGGGCGCAGGGCGCGCGCGGGAGCAUGGACGCGGAGGCCGCCCGCGGAGCCGCAGCAGGCAUUUACCCUGUGGAUAUUUUGGAAGACGACCCUGCUGGGCAUCAGGAAGCGACUCUGGCUUACUAUGCCAUGCUUGGGGAAGGAGCGGGGCCCUCACCAGAGGUUUUCUCUCUUCCCACUGGGGAGCAGGUUGAACUCGAAGCUUCAUCUGUUUGCUUUUGCACCAUGCACCGUGACGAACCUCAACACAAAAUCUUGGUCUUGGUUAAUCCCCAGGACACAAAGACAGUUGUUGCUGUUUAUGUGAAGCAGUCCUGGUGGACCACUGAAGAUGUACUAAGAACCUCUGAUCCUUCAAGAGAAGGUCUGAUGAAGGUUCAGUCAUUUGGGGAAAGGAUUGUGCUUUUCAUUCUGAACGUCGUUAUUUUUGGAAGACUAGAGAGGAAUUUGGAUGAUGAUGACAUGUUUUUUUUACCUCACUCUGUGAAGGAGGAGGCUAAGAUUCUGUGGCGAGAUGGAGCAGCUGUUGGAUUUUACACAACCAAAAGCAAAGGCAGCCUGUGCGGCGACGGCACGGGUACCUGCUACCUCCUGCCGGUCUUCGACACCGUGUUUGUCCGGAGGCGCCACCGCCGGCGGGGCCUGGGGCUAGCCAUGCUGCGGGACUUCUGCCAGACGUUCCGAGAGGAUGAGGCCCUGGGUGUCAGCUGGCCCAUCUCGCCCGCCAUGUACCAAGACCAGAGCUAUGAGAAGACAACUGUCGGUGGUUUAAGGCCCCCCCUCCACCCUCCGCGAGUGGUGUUUCACUGUGGCCCCGAGCAGGCUGGACGGGUCUGCAGGAAGUUCCUGACGGCCCACCCAGCUGAGCGGGGACGCCUGUGGGAGGUGGAGCCCCCCGGAGCCUGGGGCCAGCGAGACAACAUCUGGCUGAAGGUUCAGCUUCAACAGUCAAGACUUCAUCUGGAUUCUCACCCAGGACAUUCCAAGGAGGCCAUGGCUACUCGUGGGCAGACUUCUCAGGAUGAUGGACCCAGGCUGUCCCAUAACGGAGAAGACCACAAGGAGAGGAUCAGCGGAGACCGGGAGCAGACCGGUGGAGACCACGCCCUGAAGGCAGCAGAGGGGUGGCUUGCGCGAGCCUGCCCGGCGGGGCAGGAGGGGCGGACACCGGCGGGUGCCGGGCUGCCCGGGGGGCCGGCAUGCGGCCCCGCCCCUGACCCCCGCAGGCUGAGCUGACCCCGGGGAGGCCGAGCUGACCCCCGGGAGGCCAGCCCCAUCCCUGACCCCCCGCAGGCUGAGCUGACCCUGGGGAGGCUGGCCCUGUCCCUGACCCCCAGGAGGUUGGCCCCCGCCUCUGAACCCCGGGAGAUCGGCCCUGCCUCUGACCCCCGCAGGCCGAGCUGACCCUGGGGAGGCUGGCCCCGUCCCUGACCCCCACAGGCCGAGCUGACCCCAGGGAGGCUGGCCCCACCCCUGACCCCCGGGAGAUUGACCCUGCUUCUGACGCCCUGCCUCUGACCCCCGCAGGUUGAGCUGACCCCGGGGAUGCCGGCCCUGCCCUUGGGGUUGGAGCGCUGCCAUCCCUCCAGGCUCCUGUCACGGGGCGCUGCCCUGUGUCCCUGCUAUGCUGUCCUUUGAGGGACAAACGACCACACGGACCCCCCUACCGCAGGCUUGAUGUGUGGGCUCAGGUGAUGCCAAGUCUGAGAAGCGCUGCAGUGAAUCCCAAAGCCCUGUUGGGGGCAAGUGAUUGUAUUCCUGCUCAAGCUUCAGAAGCCUGUUCGUUAAGCCUAAUGGGGUUUCUCUAGCUCAGGAUGAGUUGGUGAAGACUGCUCCAGGCCCAUGUGACUGGACCCUCUUGCCUUAGCACCAGGAAGCACUGCAGCAAUCCCCUGGGGGUUCGCCCACCACAGCCCUGCUGUAAUGGCGAGACACCGGACACCAGAGGGCUUUCCGAGGAGACGCUUUUCUUUCCAGAGAAGAUUCAGCCCCGCUGGCUGCUCUCCGAGAUCAGGCCGCCUGGUGCACCUGGACCUCCAGCCCCUGUCUGGCCUGUGCGGGAGGCGCUCAGGGCAGGCUCCAGGCAGCCUGCUUCUGCUUUGCAGGGGAAGUUCCUGGGGAUUUUUGGGCCAGUGGCCCUUCUGGAGUGAUGGUGCCUGCAGUGGUCAGGCUUGUGCUAAGGAAGGUGACCGUCGAGGUGCCGGCCUGGCCCGCUUGGGACAGCGGGCUCCCCUCUCUGCAUACCUGCCCAACCCUGCUCGGGGCAGUUCCCAGGCGCUGUCGGGGAUCCCGCCCCCAGACCCCAGGGGGGACAGGCGAGCUUGCCCUGGCCGUGCUGCUGGUGGUUCACAGGUUGUGGCGCAGUCCAGCAGCCCCAUGAGGCCCCAGAGCCCGUCUCCUGAGCGUGAGGUGGACUUUCCACGCAUUGGCCUGGCCUCACCCAGGGUCAGUAGGAUUCUUUCCAGGGCAGGCCAGUCAGCUGUCUUGGGGUGGGUGAGCUGAGUGCUGCCCUGACUUCUGGGGGCGUGUCUGUCUGAUCAUAUCACUGGUGACCCCCACCCCCUUGGCUUAAGACUGUCUUUGCAGCACCUGGGGCCGUCACAGAAGCCCACCGUCCUGCGUCACCUCUGCGCUUGCCUGCCCCUCCUUCUAUCUCCAGGACCUCCCAUCUUCAGACGCACAAGGGUUUUAUUUAGAGUCUGCCAAGGGUCUAUGCCUUUCCUCUCUCACCACUCCUUCCUGCACACAGGCACCCACGCACAUCAGUCAGGCAGAUCAACCAGGCUCCUUCCUGCACACACACAUACACACACACACACACACGCACACAUAUGCAUGCACACACAUCAGUCAGGCUCCCUCCUGCACACAUGUCUGCUCUCAGCUCAGGCAUCCCCCUAACCGUGGCCUCCAUGCCCUGGUCUCUGCUGGGUCUUCCUGAGCCUCCACUAGGGUCAGCCCAGGGUGGGGUGAGUUGUCUCUCCUGUCCGCAGUAUCAGGGCAGAGCUGGCCCUCUGUAACUGGGACAGGGGGAGUGGAUGGUAACAGGUCUCCUCGGGAGGGAGGGGUGACACUUUCCUUCUGUUCCUCUGUUGCUGGACCCUCAAGAGGUGGGCAGAGGGACAGUUUCGGUUUUUUAGGGACACAGGGAAGCCCAUCCUGGAGCCCGAGGUUCGGAAGGAGACCCCUGGUGCUGAGUGCUGGAGAGAUUCUGACCUGCUGCUUCCUGAGUAAUCCGAGGAUGUGUGGGGUGGGACGUGGUACUUAUUACUCACUCAUGUGUCUGUCCGUCCGUCUGUUCAUCCCUGCACCCUCCCAUCCAUCUCCCUGGCCCUCUUGCUCUCUCCCUCCAUUUCUCCACUCAUCUGCUCACCUGCCCAUUGACCCCGCCACCUUCAUGCCUGUCCACCUGCCAUCUCUUCAUGUCUGUCCAUCCAUCCACCCAUGGUCUGUCCGUCCUGUUGUGUCGGGAGCCGCGUUAGGCAUUACUGACAAAAGCCCCAACCCCCUCUUCCUCAUCCCGCAGGCACGGUCCCGGGAUGAAGGAGUCAGCUCUUGUGAAUCUGACUCGUUCUUUCUUCAGUUGAGUUGGCUGGAAAGAAUGUUAAGGUGCUUGUUGUUCUUGAGAGAAGCAUGAGAAGGCACAAAGCCUUCUGCAGUUGUGCCCAGAGAAUAAUCCAUAAAGUUAACCAUUGACAUUUGUUCAA